Messenger RNA from Effrenium voratum, 2121 nucleotides. NCBI's taxonomy places the organism in Eukaryota, Dinophyceae, Suessiales, Symbiodiniaceae. The record is from the annotation of a GenBank genome assembly.
AUGUAUAGCACCUGGGGCCUGCUUGUGUUGACAUGUGGGCCAGUGUUCGCAGCUGCCGUGGUGAUUUGCUUUCUUCUGCGAUUCGCAGAGAAGGAUGCCAGCUGGCUGUCCUUCCUCACUUCUGUGGCUGGGGUGACAAUCGCCAUCAGCGUGGUGGCGGUGAUGCCAUAUGAUGUAUGGCGGGCAGUGGCGGUCCAGGAUGCGGCCACUGACCCGCUGCUGCGCCGCAGCUGGGCUGCAACCUACUGGGCCACGAUGCUGCUGAGCUACGUGCUCUGCCCAAUCCUCAUGGAGUUCGAGUCCUCAGGAGACUUCACCGUGGCCGCGCGUCUACGCACCUCGUUGCGGCGGAAUGCGGUUUUCUACGCGGCUUACGGCUUGAUCAUGGUCAUCCUGUUGAUCAUCCUUAUCGUCCGGGGCGAGGUGCAGGGGGACGUGCAAAGUUGGUGCAUCGCAGCCUCCAACGCCUGGGGGAUCUUCGUGCUCACCGUGCUGAUGGGCUUCGGCCUCGUGGCCGUGCCCAGGCACUUCUGGAGCCUGGCGAAGCCCGAGAGCCUGCUGCAGGACCUCUACCGAAAUGCAGUGGUGAAGGAUGAGAUCCGCCUGUCGCGGCUCUUUGAGCUGCAGGACACGGUGGCCCAGGCGCGCGCGGAGUUGGCCUCGGAGGCCGACGCGGGCGACGUGCUGGGCGCGGCUUGCGCCACGCUGUCCCACAUGGCGGACCGCUGCGAGAGCCUCCACAUGGAGCUCAGCGGCACACGCAUCCGCGAGAAGUCGGGAGGCUUGCCUCGGCCCGCGUCUGGAAAUCUGACGCUGCCUGCGCCUUCGCUGACGCGCUUCGCGGAGGUGCACCGCUCUCUGAAGGCUGCGGCGCUGGAGGCGCGCAGGGCAUCGUGCUGCUUUGACAGCCACAUCCAGCGCUGCAUCUUUUUCGAGGAUCUAGAGCAGGGAGAUCACAGGGCAGCCGUGCACAUGCUGGGAAGGCGGAUGUCAUUGGGCGCAAGCCCUACAGGGCUGAAGUUUCGCCGAACGGUCCUGACCUUCUGGCUACGGCACGUUCGAGCCCGAGCUCUGAUGGGGCUUGGCUAUGCGUCCACAUUUCUGAGCGCGGUGGUAGUGUUGGGUCAGCUUACACUUUUUGCUGAUGGCUGGCAUCUAUCCUUGCUGUCCUUGUUCUUCCGACAAGACUAUGGUCCUUGGAUCACACAGGCGUUGUGCGUGGUGCCGUUGGCUUACAUGACCUACACUGCCUAUUUCAGCGGCUCGGAAAGCGGGGAGCUCGUGUGCACACGACUCCAGGACCUUAAAGUCUUCAGUGACUCCUUCAACGAGCCUUUGAGCGUGGCAAGGGAGUGCAUGAGCCAGGUGGAUGCGGACCUCUUGGCAGCACUCAAUCUGACACAAUCUCAGGCAAAUGAUCUCAUUGCUUCAGCUCAGAUGGUGACCUGGAAACUUUCAGCCACCGCAUGCAAUAGUCUUGAGUUGCUUCCCACUCUUCUGUGGGCGGCGAGAGGUCACGGUGAAGAAAGAGACGUGGUUAGUCCUGUUUCGGAAGUGCAUAGCAGCAUUACUGCCAUGCGCAAGGAAGCGCAGACCGUGCGUACCAGCUACAUCGAGUUGCUCAACCAGGUGCGAUACCUGGGCCAGUGCACGCAGGUGACACUGGACCAAAUCAUCAUAGCGUCCUUGCCCGUAGGCGACUUCGAGGUGAAGCCGGUGAAGUCGUCGCACAAAACGGUGCAGACGCACAGCGAGAAAUGCCUGGAGCUGGCCCUUGUGCACCUGGAUGGGGUUUGCAUGACAUUGGAGGAGUGCUCAGAUUUCUGGCUGAUGCUGCACAGUGCCGAGCUUCAGCUCCGAAAAAUCGAGAAGGAGGCUCAACAAGUCAGCAGCGCACGCUUAGACGCGGAAGGCGCUACCAUGCAUAGCUUUUGCGAAAGACUGCGCGACUUCUGCAAGGAGCACUGCGGUGUGCCGCCCGUUAGCUUCCCCAUUGUCAACCCGCUCGCUGGCAUUGGUUUGCAGGCGGGCUCGACAAACAUCCUUCGGAACCUACUCGCGGCUUUUUUGCGUGCUGCCACACUGCCAACUGCCAAGGUGUCAGAUCGGGUCGUCGCAUAG